Messenger RNA from Clupea harengus (Atlantic herring), 289 nucleotides. RefSeq lists its product as uncharacterized. Gene Ontology annotation, cellular component: cytoplasm; membrane. NCBI's taxonomy places the organism in Eukaryota, Metazoa, Chordata, Actinopteri, Clupeiformes, Clupeidae. Gene Ontology annotation, biological process: regulation of cell shape. The record is from RefSeq and is a predicted model, not a curated record.
AUGGAUGAAGCAGAGAAGUACCAGCAGAGACUGCAGGCCAUCGCUGAGAAGAGGAGGUUACAGGAGGAAGAAGAGCGAUUACGACGUGAGGUGGAGGAAGAAUGGCUGAAGCUGGCUCAGAGCAAGAGGAAGUCCCUGAGGGACCAGUGGCUAAUGGAUGUGCCCAACACCACGGCUGCAGACGGCCCUGGGCCUCCAGCUCCACUCUGGCCUCCAGCACAGAGAACAGAGGGGCAGGAGAAGGAGUGAGACCACCCCUCCUCCUGAAUGACCCCAAUGACUCAACCUC